This is a messenger RNA of Teleopsis dalmanni, 813 nucleotides long. Its product is annotated as fork head domain-containing protein crocodile-like. The transcript has a single exon. Gene Ontology annotation, biological process: cell differentiation; anatomical structure morphogenesis; regulation of transcription by RNA polymerase II. NCBI's taxonomy places the organism in Eukaryota, Metazoa, Arthropoda, Insecta, Diptera, Diopsidae. Gene Ontology annotation, molecular function: DNA-binding transcription factor activity, RNA polymerase II-specific; RNA polymerase II cis-regulatory region sequence-specific DNA binding. The record is from RefSeq and is a predicted model, not a curated record. The coding region runs from base 1 to 813 and encodes 270 amino acids.
AUGCUUAUAUCAGAAACUAAUAACUUAGCAUUGAAAUCUACUACAUCUGCUGUAGAAUUGUCAAAUGACACCAACAACUUGUUAUGUGGUCAAGCACCUGAAAAUAUAUGUGGUGAUAUUUUUCAACGAAGAAUAGCAACUUUAAACGAAACAUCUGUUACUCCUCAAUCAAAUAAUAUAACUCAUUUUUUGUCCAAUAAUAUUGGUUCCUGUCGAUCUGAUGAAAAUACUAUUAAUAGUUUUAUGCAAACUACUUCUAUAGAGCAAUACAAAUUACAGCUCUAUAACUAUGCAGUCAAUAUUGAACGACUACGUAAUCCACAUUAUUCUACUACAGCAGCAAUAACUGCAGCAGCCUAUGCUAACAGAAACGCUUCUCUUGCAAAUAAUAUAUAUAGAAAUACAUAUAACCCAGGUGGACAAUUAACUUUAUCAAUAUUUCCACCAGAUAUUUUACAAUCAGAAGAACCUAAGCCGCAGCAAAGCUAUAUUGGGUUAAUUGCUAUGGCAAUACUUAACUCAUCAGAAUUGAAAUUAGUAUUGUCAGAUAUAUAUCAAUACAUUUUGAAUAACUACCCAUAUUUCCGAACACGUGGUCCUGGCUGGCGCAAUUCAAUUCGGCAUAAUCUGUCGUUAAAUGACUGCUUUAUAAAGUCAGGAAGAAGCGCAAAUGGCAAAGGACAUUACUGGUCUAUACAUCCUGCUAACGUGGAAGACUUUCGUAAAGGUGACUUUCGUCGAAGAAAAGCUCAGAGAAAAGUGAGAAAACAUAUGGGUAAGCAAAAUAAUUUAAAGAUUGAAUGCAUAUACUAA